Messenger RNA from Medicago truncatula (barrel medic), 840 nucleotides. RefSeq lists its product as uncharacterized. The coding region runs from base 1 to 840 and encodes 279 amino acids. NCBI's taxonomy places the organism in Eukaryota, Viridiplantae, Streptophyta, Magnoliopsida, Fabales, Fabaceae. The record is from RefSeq and is a predicted model, not a curated record. The transcript has 3 exons.
AUGGCAUGUAUCACCACUGCAUCUUAUACUUUCAAUGUUAAUGGUGAUCUGACUAAUCCUUUUCAAGCUAAGAAAGGACUUAGACAAGGAGAUCCAAUCUCUCCCUGCCUCUUUGUGAUCUGUAUGGAGUAUUUGAAUAGAGGAGAUGUGGGGUGUGUUACUCAAUUUUUUGAAGCUUUUGAUUUGUUUUCUUCUGCAUCUGGUCUCAAAGCUAACCAAUCCAAAAGCUCAGUCUAUUUUGGUGGUGUAGCUAUUAGUGCUCAAGAGGCAAUCCUUACCAAGUUUAGUCUUAUCAAAGGUGAUCUCCCGAUUGAAAACUGGUCAUCAAAGUUGUUAUCUUAUGCCGGAAGAUUACAACUUAUUAAGUCAGUGUUAUUUGGUGUGCAAACUUAUUGGAGCCAAGUCUUUACCCUUCCUAAAAAAGUUUUGAAACUUAUUCAAACUGCUUGUAAAGUCUUCCUUUGGACUGGUAAAUCUGGUAUUUCAAAAAGAGUUCUUAUUGCCUGGGAGCACAUUUGUUUGCCAAAAUCAGCUGGUGGUUGGAAUGUCAUAGAUUUGCAUUGUUGGAACCAGGCUGCCCUAAGUAAGCAGUUUUGGAACCUUGCCAAUAAGAAAGAUGUCUUAUGGGUGAAGUGGGUUCAUGAAUAUUACAUAAAAGGGAGAAAUGUGCUUCUAAUGGAAGUACCAUCACAAGCUUCAUGGGUAGUAAAAAAAGUUUUUGCUGGAGCAAAGACUUUUUCCAAUGUCAAUGGUGAUAUGUUUCAACAAGCUAACUUCGCUAUUAAGCGAAUGUAUAAUGCUUUAAGAGGUGAUUUUGUCAAAGUGAGCUGGAUGAGAUGA